AUGAUUCAACAAAAGAAACUGAAAAUCGCAGUCAUUCCUGGAGAUGGAAUCGGCACAGAAGUGAUGCCCUAUGGCGUACGAUGUCUCCAAGCAGCCGCAAAAGUUUUUGCGUUUGAACUUGAGUUCGAGGAAUUCGACUUCGCAAGCUGUGAAUAUUACAAGAAACAUGGUGACAUGCUUCCAAAGGACUGGAAUGCCACAUUAUCAAAAUUUGAUGCAAUCUACUUCGGCGCAGUAGGUAUGCCCGACCAAGUGCCCGACCACGUUAGUCUGUGGGGCAGCCUCUUGAAGUUUCGCCGCGAGUUUGAUCAAUAUAUCAACUUGCGGCCUGCACGGUUAAUGCCGGGAGUGCGCUGUCCGCUUGCAGGGCGGAAUCCCGGAGAUAUCGAUUUCUGGAUCGUGCGAGAGAACACCGAGGGAGAAUACAGUAGUAUUGGGGGCAAGAUCUUUGAGGGCACAGACAGAGAGACAGUCAUUCAAGAGACAGUAAUGACCAGAACUGGAGUCGACAGAGUGUUGAAGUACGCCUUUGAAUUGGCCCAGAGCCGGCCGAAGAAACAUCUGACGAGCGCAACCAAGAGUAACGGCAUAAGCAUUACAAUGCCUUAUUGGGACACCAGAGUUGAGAACAUGGCCAAAUCAUAUCCGGAAGUGAGGGUCGACAAAUACCACAUCGACAUCUUGACGGCACACUUUGUCCAAAGGCCCCAAAUCUUUGAUGUGAUAGUUGGCAGCAAUCUCUUUGGAGACAUCCUUUCAGACCUUGGUCCAGCUUGCACGGGGACAAUAGGCAUAGCCCCUUCGGGAAACAUUAACCCAACUGGUGAAUUCCCAAGCUUAUUCGAGCCGGUACAUGGGAGCGCGCCUGACAUCGCUGGAAAGGGGAUCGCCAAUCCUGUUGGGAUGAUCUGGGCCGGUCAGAUGAUGCUGGAACACUUUGGAUUUAAGGAGGCUGCGGCGGCGAUGCUGAAGGCGGUCGAAAACGUGCUCGCUCGAGCAGAAGAAGAUGUCAUUACGGCGGAUAUGGGAGGAAAGGGAAAUACAAAGACCUUUGGAGAGGCGAUUGAAAAGGAAAUUUUGGCUGCGGUGUAA
Messenger RNA from Cladophialophora psammophila CBS 110553, 1092 nucleotides. RefSeq names its product D-malate dehydrogenase. Bases 1 to 1092 code for a protein of 363 amino acids. Gene Ontology annotation, molecular function: oxidoreductase activity, acting on the CH-OH group of donors, NAD or NADP as acceptor; magnesium ion binding; NAD binding. The transcript has a single exon. The record is from RefSeq and is a predicted model, not a curated record. Lineage: Eukaryota; Fungi; Ascomycota; Eurotiomycetes; Chaetothyriales; Herpotrichiellaceae.